Molecule: messenger RNA, 3053 nt
Organism: Notolabrus celidotus (New Zealand spotty)
Lineage: Eukaryota; Metazoa; Chordata; Actinopteri; Labriformes; Labridae
Product: cadherin-12-like
Exons: 12
Coding region: 261-2828 (855 amino acids)
Biological process (GO): adherens junction organization; homophilic cell-cell adhesion; cell morphogenesis
Cellular component (GO): adherens junction; catenin complex; plasma membrane
Molecular function (GO): cadherin binding; calcium ion binding
Source: RefSeq, a predicted model, not a curated record
AUGUCAGCAAACUGCUGUGAAGUCCGGAUACAUCCACCUGAAGAGCUCAGUGACUCUCUGAUCCAGCACCAUGGUUUUCAGUGAGGACAGUGCUGUAGCAGGUCUUCCUCUCAUCCUGUUGGAUCAUCUUGGAAUUUAAUCCUGUUGUCCGAUGCUCACCUGCAGGUUGAAUCCUGCUUUGGAUGCAUGUCUGUUCCCACCGUGGAAUCAGCCCGCGCUCUGAACUUCACGCUAGCUUUUUUCCCCAGUGAUAUACCCUGAUGAUCACAAGGGAAUAUGCCACUCUAUUUCUGGUGGGCUCUGUCUUCCUGUUGGACUACAGCUCCCAAGUUACCCUGCAGGCUCAGCUCCAGAGCAGAACUAAAGCCGGGGGGAUGUCUGCCAGGGGCGGACCUGGAGGUAGUAAAGUGAGGCUACCUUCAGGGGAAGUGACGUCAUCAGAGGGCAGGACGAGGCUCAGAGGACACGGGAGGUCCAGGGUCCAGCGGAUUAAAAGAGGAUGGGUGUGGAACCAGUUCUUUGUCCUGGAGGAGUACAUGGGGUCAGAACCGCAGUAUGUUGGAAAGCUCCACACAGACCUGGACCACGGAGACAACGCGGUGAAGUACACUCUGUCUGGAGAAGGGGCCGGGUCCAUUUUCACCAUUGAUCAAAUAACAGGAGAUAUACACGCGCUGGUGGGGCUGGACAGGGAGGAAAAGUCCUUCUACACACUGAGGGCCCAGGCUGUAGACCUUCACUCCGGCCUCCCUCUGGAGCCACAGUCUGAGUUCAUCAUCAAGGUGCAGGACAUCAAUGACAACGAGCCCCGGUUUCCUGACGGCCCCUACAGUGCCAGUGUCCCUGAGAUGUCUCCCACAGGAACCUACGUGACACAGGUGACUGCCACCGAUGCAGACGACCCAACCUACGGCAACAGUGCUCGCAUCGUGUACAGCAUCCUCCACGGCCAGCCGUACUUCUCUGUGGACGCCAAGACAGGAGUGAUCAGGACUGCUCUGGCUAACAUGGAUCGGGAAGUGAAAGGGGAGUACCAGGUUCUCCUUCAGGCCAAAGACAUGGGCGGCCAGCUGGGGGGGCUCGCAUCCACCACCACCAUCAACAUCACUCUGAGUGAUGUCAAUGAUAACCCACCGCGCUUUGCCAAGAGUAUUUUUCACCUGCGGGUGCCAGAGUCGGCGUCGGUUGGCUCAGCAGUGGGUCGGAUUCGAGCCCACGAUCUGGAUGCUGGCAGUAACGCAGAGGUGGAUUACGUCAUCGUUCCAGGAGACGAAGGCAACAUGUUUGAUAUUCUCUCUGAUGGCCAAAGUCAGGAGGGGGUCGUGCUUUUGAAAAAGGCUCUGGACUACGAGACCAAGAAGUCAUACACCUUCAAGGUGGAGGCGUCCAAUGCACAGCUGGACCCGCGUUUCCUCCACCUGGGGCCCUUCAGGGACUCAGCCAUAGUCAAAGUGAACGUGGUGGACAUCGAUGAGCCUCCUGUGUUCACCAAGCCCUCCUUCUCUCUGGAGGUGUAUGAAGACACUCCUCCAGGAACCAUCAUCGGCUCUGUGACGGCUCACGAUCUGGACGCCAGCAGCAGUGCAGUCAGGUACUCCCUGGAAUGGCUCUCAGAGUCUGACAGCUGCUUUGAUAUCGAUACUGUUGAAGGAACUAUUUCAACCAAUGACUACCUGGACAGAGAGACAGCUGUGCAGCACAAUAUCACUGUGGUGGCUACUAAAGUCAACAACCCUCUGCUGUCCACCAAAGUGUCCGUGACCGUCAGCGUCCUGGAUGUGAACGAGUUCCCACCCGAGCUGGCGGUUCCUUCAGAAACCUUCGUCUGUGAAAACUCCCGGGUGGGACAGGUGAUCCAGACAGUCAGCGCUGUGGACAAAGACCUCCCUCCUACUGGCCAGAGGUUCUUCUUCAAGUCCCCCAAAGAGCUCCGCAACAGGAACUUCACUGUUCGAGAUUUUGGAAAUAACACAGCCGGGAUUGUGACUCGGCGGUCGGGUUUCCAGCGGCGUCUGCUGGACGUUUACACUCUUCCCAUUGUGGUUGAAGACAGCGGUUACCCAGCCCAGAGCAGCACAUCCACCCUCACCAUCCGAGUGUGUUCGUGCGGGGCGGGGGGCUCGCUGCUCACGUGCUCAGCUGAGGCCAUCUUCCUGCCUGUGGGCCUCAGCACCGGAGCUCUGAUGGCCAUUCUGCUGUGUGUAGCUCUGCUGAUGGUUGUGGCAGCUCUGUACAUGGGCCAGAGGCGGCACAAAGAGAAAGACACUCUAAUGACAUCCAAAGAGGACAUCCGUGAUAACGUCAUUCACUACGACGACGAGGGCGGAGGCGAGGCGGACACUCGUGCCUUCGACAUGGGCACCCUGCGCAACACGCACCCACACCGCAGCAGCACCCUCAGCAGCUCAUCCAGGAAGGAGAAAAACGGAUACGGAGACGGCGUUCUGUUGCAUCUCAACACUCGCUCAGACAACAUCAGGACGCCUGACAUUCACUGCCAAACAGCGAGCAUCAUCGCUGCCGUGAACAAAUCUGCAACUCUGACGUCCCACGGCAGAGUGACCGAGGGCGACGCCGAGAAGAUCAGAGAGUUCAUCGAGCAGCGGCUGGAGGAGAGUCAGAAGGGCUACGCCGCCCCGCCCUACGACUCUCUGGCUACUUAUGCGUACGAGGGCGACGGCUCAGUGGCCGGCUCUCUCAGCUCCAUCGAGGAGUCCUGGGUCAUUGACGAUACGGGGGACUUCAGCUCUCUGGGAGACUGGGGACAGCCAUUUAAAACCCUGGCUAACAUCCUGGACAAACCCUCUGAUGAGACGGACGAGAGCUGAGAGGGCGGCCAUGUUAAGGCUCUUUUUUAGACACUUUGUUUUUUUACUGUGACAGGCACUGGAUAGAGUGAUGUGAGGUCUGUGUAGAAAGAUGUAAAGUAGAGCUGUGGACUGAUUAGCUGGAGGGCAGUGGAUCUAGCCACAUGAGUAAUAGCUCCUCAAAGUGCCUGAGGUACUCCAUGUUUGUAUUUGAAUUCAUGUUACUAAUAAAAUGUCUUCAACAGA